AUGGAGCCAACGUCUCCCCAUCCCACACAAGGAAGAAGCCAACCUCCCCCCAUCCCACACAAGGAAGAAGCCAACCUCCCCCCAUCCCACACAAGGAAGAAGCCAACCUCCCCCCAUCCCACACAAGGAAGAAGCCAACCUCCCCCCAUCCUACAGAAGGAAGAAGCCAACCUCUCCCCAUCCCACACAAGGAAGAAGCCAACAUCUCCUCAUCCCACACAAGGAAGAAGCCAACCUCCCCCCAUCCCACACAAGGAAGAAGCCAACCUCGCCCUAUCCUACACAAGGAAGAAGCCAACGUCUCCCCAUCCCACACAAGGAAGAAGCCAACCUCGCCCCAUCCUACACAAGGAAGAAGCCAACGUCUCCCCAUCCCACACAAGGAAGAAGCCAACCUCGCCCCAUCCUACACAAGGAAGAAGCCAGCCUCUCCCCAUCCUACACAAGGAAGAAGCCAACGUCUCCCCAUCCCACACAAGGAAGAAGCCAACCUCUCCCCAUCCUACACAAGGAAGAAGCCAGCCUCUCCCCAUCCUACACAAGGAAGAAGCCAGCCUCUCCCCAUCCUACACAAGGAAGAAGCCAACCUCCCCCAUCCCACACAAGGAAGAAGCCAGCCUCUCCCCAUCCUACACAAGGAAGAAGCCAGCCUCUCCCCAUCCUACACAAGGAAGAAGCCAACGUCUUCCCAUCCCACACAAGGAAGAAGCCAGCCUCUCCCCAUCCUACACAAGGAAGAAGCCAGCCUCUCCCCAUCCCACACAAGGAAGAAGCCAACGUCUCCCCAUCCCACACAAGGAAGAAGCCAACCUCUCCCCAUCCUACACAAGGAAGAAGCCAGCCUCUCCCCAUCCUACACAAGGAAGAAGCCAACGUCUCCCCAUCCCACACAAGGAAGAAGCCAACCUCUCCCCAUCCUUCACAAGGAAGAAGCCAGCCUCUCCCCAUCCUACACAAGGAAGAAGCCAGCCUCUCCCCAUCCUACACAAGGAAGAAGCCAGCCUCUCCCCAUCCUACACAAGGAAGAAGCCAGCCUCUCCCCAUCCUACACAAGGAAGAAGCCAACGUCUCCCCAUCCCACACAAGGAAGAAGCCAACCUCUCCCCAUCCUACACAAGGAAGAAGCCAGCCUCUCCCCAUCCUACACAAGUUGUUACACAAGGAAGAAGCCAGCCUUUCCCCAUCCUACACAAGGAAGAAGCCAGCCUCUCCCCAUCCUACACAAGGAAGAAGCCAACCUCUCCCCAUCCUACACAAGGAAGAAGCCAGCCUCUCCCCAUCCUACACAAGGAAGAAGCCAACCUCUCCCCAUCCUACACAAGGAAGAAGCCAGCCUCUCCCAAUCCUACACAAGGAAGAAGCCAGCCUCUCCCCAUCCUACACAAGGAAGAAGCCAGCCUCUCCCCAUCCUACACAAGGAAGAAGCCAACCUCUCCCCAUCCUACACAAGGAAGAAGCCAACCUCUCCCCAUCCCACACAAGGAAGAAGCCAACCUCUCCUCAUCCCACACAAGGAAGAAGCCAACCUCCCCCCAUCCCACACAAGGAAGAAGCCAACCUCUCCUCAUCCCACACAAGGAAGAAGCCAACCUCCCCCCAUCCCACACAAGGAAGAAGCCAACCUCUCCUCAUCCCACACAAGGAAGAAGCCAACCUCUCCUCAUCCCACACAAGGAAGAAGCCAACCUCCCCCAUCCCACACAAGGAAGAAGCCAACCUCUCCUCAUCCCACACAAGGAAGAAGCCAACCUCUCCUCAUCCCACACAAGGAAGAAGCCAACCUCCCCCCAUCCCACACAAGGAAGAAGGCAACCUCUCCUCAUCCCACACAAGGAAGAAGCCAACCUCUCCCCAUCCCACACAAGGACGAAGUCAGCGUCUCCUUUGUUUCCUCAGACAUGGUGGGAUGCUCCUAGUCUGGAGUCCCCGCUGCCUCCUGUUCCCUGUGUCGCCUGA
Molecule: messenger RNA, 1956 nt
Organism: Procambarus clarkii (red swamp crayfish)
Lineage: Eukaryota; Metazoa; Arthropoda; Malacostraca; Decapoda; Cambaridae
Product: nucleolar protein dao-5-like
Source: RefSeq, a predicted model, not a curated record